UUAUCAUAAAUGAGAAUUAAAUACAAAUCAUGAUAAAGCUGCGCGUGGUUCCUUCGUGUUUCUUAUCAGCUACUUUGUUUUCUUGUGUCGAAGUGAACUUCGAAUGCCCUCGCUUGACCUCCUGCUUCCUCGGGCCGCUUAUCGUUAUCGGAACGAAUAAAACGAGACGACUGAAUAUAUUUCGUUUAAUUAAUCGGUAACCGCGCAGCUAGCUAGUAGCUCUUGUAAUUUCUUUUCAUUUGUUUGUUGUGAAGUUUGCUAAGUCCACAUAAAGUUUUCUCGUGGAAAGUUAAAUCAGUGUUUAACUGUUUAAGUGAUUUUCACGUUGAUCCUGCAUCCAAGAGGAGGAAUGCCAAGUGACUGUGGUGACUGUUUGGGUAUUCGUUAUCGAAUUAGCACCCUGCACCAAACCUGGAAGUGGCUGCAUCAGACCAUCGCUCUUCACGAGUAUCUCAUCUCCCUCUCUGCGGCUGACACUGAUGCCUCGCGGGGCCACACAUUAGUUCACUAAUAAGAACUUUCUGAACACUCAUUAGACUUAUUUAGCGUUAGCAAUUAAAGUUAAGUGAUUUACGCUUAAAAGAACUGAUAUCUCAAAGUUCAUACAAAAAAGUAUCCGUUUGCUAUAUAUAGUUAUAUUACUAAUAAAUUUACAACAUGGCCCAGGCAAUGAUGAAGAAGGUUGUCGCCAGCAGUGCUUGUUUAGUGGUAGCUCUUACAAGAAGAGUGAGCUCCAGGAGCCUUGCCACCACUAGUGUGGUCUCGGCAAAGAAAGACCGUGAGCUGCCACCAGAGGGGGAGGUUACAAAAUCGGUCUUUAUGUCUCAAUCUACUGACAUUUACACCAAUCUGGCUCUUGAGGACUGGAUGUACCGCAAUAUGGAUUUCUCUAACCAUCAUGUCAUGAUGGUGUGGCGUAAUGAGCCUUGCGUUGUGAUUGGAAGACAUCAGAAUCCAUGGUUGGAAGCUAAUGUUCCCUUGCUAUCUGAAAAGGAUAUUGCUUUAGCUCGCCGCAACAGUGGAGGUGGCACUGUCUACCAUGACCGUGGCAAUUUAAAUGUUACUUUCUUCACACCACGUGAGAGAUAUGACAGAAAGUACAACUUGGAGCUAAUCAAGAGAGCCCUGUUCAGAGAAUUUGGUGUCAAAUCAGUCAUAAACGAACGCCAGGAUAUUGUUGUCAGAGAUAAAUAUAAGGUAUCUGGGACAGCUGCUAAAUUGGGUCGCCUUACUGGCUAUCAUCAUUGCACGCUUCUAGUCAACGCCAACAAGGCACAUCUCAGCAAGGCUCUUGCAAAACGGGAGACUAACGCGACUGCCUCGACGCGGUCGGAGGUGGCCAACCUCGCCGAGCUGAACAACCGGCUCUCGGUGGAGAGUCUGCAGACCGCGCUCGGCUACGAGUAUCUCCGCACGCCCGCCUUGCACCUGGAAGAUGGUGGUCAGAACCUGAUCUCAAAACAACGCGGCUUCCAGUUCGUGAACCCCACAGACGAUUGGUUUCCAGGCCUUGCAGAGUUGCGAAAUGAGCUCCAGAGUUGGGACUGGUGUUAUGGUAGGACACCGGCUUUCACCGUCAGCCGCUCGUUCCCGGUGCCUGUGGAGUUGCUCGCCCCGUCCAAAGUGUACUCCUCUACGCAGGAGCUCGUCAUCAGCAUGAAUGUGGAGAAAGGCCUGAUCGACGACGUGACCCUGAACAUUCCCCCAGGCUUGGUGGAGUCGGGCUUCCACGGCGAGGCGUCAGUCAUCACGCAUCUCAAAGGAAAGAAGUUCACCUCUGAGGCGCUCAGCGCGUUACAAGAAGCGAUGUUGACGCGCCGCGUCGCCGGCGACGUCAAACAACUGGACGAUAAGGAACAAUUCGUCGCGAAAUGUUUCGAUCAAGUUGUUAAUACUAUGUAAGGGUAUGUUUUAUUGUGCAAGUAAUUUAGAUACUAUAUGUGUAUAUGUUAUACUAUAGGGAUCGUUGUUAUGGCAUUGUAAAAAUACUUAUAAAUAUACUAUUAUCACUUGGUCAUUAAUGUAAGCUUGAAGUCGCCAUUUAGGUUGACGUUGAUAGUAAUUAUCUUGUAAAUAUUCCGCUAUUAUUACAAAAAAUAUAUAUUUUUUAUGUUCAACAUAUAAUUUGCUUAUUUGUACUUAUUCGUUCUCUUCCUGUGUUUACUAACAUUCUCAAUGGUUUCUAGGGGUAUUCCUUGUUAUUAAUAAUUUUCAAUCUGCUUUAUUAUUUUAUCUAUGUGUUUUUAGUUUAGUGUUAUAUUUAUAAUGAUCUCGGGCAUUUAGUGUAACAAUAUACAUAAUUACAUGGUCAUUAACACAAUAAUUAUUCUAAUAAUGGCUAAAUAUUCAAACAUCUGAUAAUUGCGUUUAAUGUUACGCUAAAUGAUUGGGAUUGUAACACGCGAAUCGCACCUUCGUGACGAACGCUACAAGAAUGCAUCAUAUCAUUUGUUUUAAUUAAUUAAAUUAUAAUUUUAUAAUUGAAUUAAUGUAUCCACGUUUUAAUACUUAAACAAUAUUUUACGUAGCUGUGUACUGUAACAUUUAGUUUGAUUCUGGAGGCGGCGACUUCGUAACACUCGUGAAGAAAUGUCAGUUUUGUGAUGAAAUCGCUGCCUGUGGAAAAAGAGACCAUGUAUUGUUAUAGUUUGUUUUUAAAUAUUUUACCCUAGACCAUUUCAUAACCCGCUGACCUUCGUUUUCGUGAGAUCAGUUCUAAACGGGGACUUUUUUGUAUGAAAUGGAUUAUUAUACUUAGGUAUUAUUAAGUUUUAUUUAGUCAUAUAAAGUUAUUGUAAAAGCCAUGUUAUGUUUUUAAGUAAGUUGAUGUAAAAAUUGUUUAUAUUAUCAAUGUCAAUUGAGAUGUAAUACAUUUUUUAAAUUUUACUGUAA
Messenger RNA from Manduca sexta (tobacco hornworm), 2892 nucleotides. It is a transcript of the gene Lipt1, whose product is annotated as lipoyltransferase 1, mitochondrial. The transcript is spliced from 4 exons. Lineage: Eukaryota; Metazoa; Arthropoda; Insecta; Lepidoptera; Sphingidae. Gene Ontology annotation, molecular function: lipoyltransferase activity. The record is from RefSeq and is a predicted model, not a curated record. Gene Ontology annotation, biological process: protein lipoylation. The coding region runs from base 658 to 1902 and encodes 414 amino acids. Gene Ontology annotation, cellular component: cytoplasm; mitochondrion.